Ustilago hordei is the source of this 1161-nucleotide messenger RNA. RefSeq names its product putative IDH2 - isocitrate dehydrogenase (NAD) subunit 2, mitochondrial. Gene Ontology annotation, biological process: tricarboxylic acid cycle; isocitrate metabolic process. Gene Ontology annotation, molecular function: isocitrate dehydrogenase (NAD+) activity; NAD binding; magnesium ion binding. The transcript has a single exon. The record is from RefSeq and is a predicted model, not a curated record. The coding region runs from base 1 to 1161 and encodes 386 amino acids. Gene Ontology annotation, cellular component: mitochondrion. Lineage: Eukaryota; Fungi; Basidiomycota; Ustilaginomycetes; Ustilaginales; Ustilaginaceae.
AUGUUGUCCGCUCCCGUCUUCAGAUCGGCCAGCUCGUCGCUGGCUAAGCGCCCUUCGCUCGCCUCUUCGGCUCUCAGAGUCAACAGGAUGUCCGUUCGCGGCCUUGCCAUGCCCGUCACCAAUGCACCCACCUCGACCUACAACAAGCACAAGGGUUCCGACGGCAAGUACACCGUCACCUUGAUCCCUGGCGACGGUAUCGGUCCCGAAGUCUCUGAAGCCGUCAAGGAGAUCUACCGUGCCGCUCAUGUCCCUAUCAAGUGGGAGGAGGUUUCCGUCGCUCCCUUCAUCAAGGAUGGCAAGCAGACCAUUCCCGAAGAAUCGAUCGUCUCGAUCAAGAAGAACACCGUCGCUCUCAAAGGUCCUCUUGCUACGCCUAUCGGCAAGGGACACGUUUCGCUCAACUUGACCCUCCGACGCACCUUCCACCUUUUCGCCAACGUUCGACCAUGCAAGUCGAUCCAAGGCUUCAAGACUGCCUACGACAACGUCGACACUGUCCUCAUCCGUGAGAACACCGAGGGCGAAUACUCUGGUAUCGAGCACGAGAUUGUUGAUGGUGUUGUUCAGUCGAUCAAGCUGAUCACUUACCAGGCUUCCGAACGUGUCGCACGUUACGCUUUCCACCACGCCGAGCAGAACGGUCGUAACAAGGUCACUGCUGUUCACAAGGCUCCCAUCAUGCGCAUGUCCGAUGGCAUGUUCCUUCACGCUUGCCGACAGGUCGCAAAGGAGUACCCCCACAUAGCUUACGACGAGGACCUUCUCGACCGUGCCUGCCUUCGCAUCGUUCAGAACCCCGCCCCUUACGCUGACCGUGUCAUGGUCAUGCCCAACUUGUACGGUGAUAUUCUUUCCGACAUGUGCGCCGGUCUCAUCGGUGGUCUCGGUCUCACUCCUUCCGGCAACAUCGGUAAGGACGCUUCGAUCUUUGAGGCCGUUCACGGCUCCGCUCCUGACAUCGCUGGUUUGGACAAGGCCAACCCUACCGCUCUCCUGCUUUCGUCGAUCAUGAUGCUCCGACACAUGAGCCUCUUUGACAAGGCUGAUCGUAUCGAGAAAGCUAUCUUCAAGACUAUUGCUUCUGGUGAGAGGACCGGUGAUCUGGGUGGUAAGCUCGGAACUCGUGCUUUCACCGAGAAGAUCAUCUCUCGUUUGUAA